Messenger RNA from Kwoniella shivajii, 2553 nucleotides. RefSeq lists its product as uncharacterized. Gene Ontology annotation, molecular function: hexosyltransferase activity; UDP-glycosyltransferase activity. The transcript is spliced from 10 exons. NCBI's taxonomy places the organism in Eukaryota, Fungi, Basidiomycota, Tremellomycetes, Tremellales, Cryptococcaceae. The record is from RefSeq and is a predicted model, not a curated record. The coding region runs from base 1 to 2553 and encodes 850 amino acids. Gene Ontology annotation, biological process: carbohydrate metabolic process; sterol metabolic process.
AUGGCCGCUAUGACGAAAAAGAUUACCAGUAUCUUUUCUUCACCAUCAAGUUCACCACGUUUGAAUGCCACAAAGUCAAAUACAGCAGUCCCACCAUUGACUUCAGAGAAAUCAUCGCAAGUCAGCCGAACAGGAAUGCCUUGCUCAUCCCAGUUGUUUGACAUGUUCAAGUUCAUGGCCGGGGGGAAUACAGAUUCCGGCUUGGCUGGCGACGAGGUUGAUAGUGAUGAAGACGAAUCCAACAGCUCUGAUGCUUCUCGCACGUCGACAGCAGUAGAUCACGAGGAGCAUAUAAAUGGACCGAUAACAGAGGACCGGGAGGGUCUGCAAAGAUGGAUGGACCAGAAUAUCAAGCAGACCGAGAGGGAAAGGGACUCGCUCAGUGCAAAGUUGACGGAGUCUUCACCCGAGCUGGGAAGUUUUGUUGAGCCCGACGGACCUACCGACACUUCCGCGGCAAUGGGGAUACCAGAAAUGACAGAUGAGCAGAAAUUGGCCGCCAUCAAAGACGAGUUUGGCACUAUAGAAGACUUGAUGUUGCAAGAUGAGCCCGAGCGGCUGCUGGCGGACACCAAAGGGCUACUUUUCAACGACGCAGAACAACGGGGAUUGGAUGUUGUUCACGCUGGCGUUGUCACGGUUCACCGUUCACUAGGAGCCAGGAGGGUAUGGAUGGAAUUGACGCCGGAGAUGGUCACGACGUAUGCCAGUGCCAACGAGUCGGAUCGUGUCCGACCGCUACGUAGCGUCUUAUGUCUAGAAACUAGUCUUGAGCAUACUGGGCAAGUGGAAGAUUGCCCGUCAAGUCGGCUGCAAGAGCCAAAGUCACAGGUACAUAAAGUCAAAACACCUACUUCCGAAACGAAACGGACCUUUUCCUUCCCACGUAGUGCCUCGCCAAAACCGGAAAGGCGCUCUUCCUCCCCGAACAAUCAAAAGCUUGAUUGCACAACCUCUUCAUCUUUCGGUUUCGUCGAUAAUCAUGCUCAUCGUGAAAAACACCUCGAUUUCAAUAUCGCUGUUCUCAACGAACAGGUCUGGUUCACCAGAGCUCUUGAAGUGGCGGUGAAAGCAGCUGCCGAUCGAAAGUACAAGCCUGAUAUUGAUAUCCCACCGAUCAUUUUCCAAAUCGCCGGUCAUGAUUGCGUUGCGACGGACGAAGAGAUUGAGAAACGGACGGACCUGUCGAGAACUUCUUCCACCGAGUCUGAGGAUUCCAUCAUUGACGACGACGACGAUCAUGAUACGUUUCUCCACGAAACCCGAAAAGCUGAAAGGGCAUCCAUGGCCGCAAAGGUCUUUGGUCUGCAAGAGCAUGAAGGUGUAUGGACGCCUGAUAUCAAGGUCAUGACUCGUAUCAGCUCGCUGGUCACGGUUGAUUCUGCCAGUGUUUCGAGUGAUCAGAAACCAGUUGCUCCUCAGUUCGACCCGACCUCUACCAUCCCCAGAGCGGAAUCGCCCGGAGUUAUCGUUGAAAGGCACCCAGCCGAUAUCUUGGCACCGACAAAAGAUCACAUGUAUCACACAAAAGUUGUCCCCGACGAAGCGAUAGCAUAUAUGCCAUUCGUGGCAAACAAACCGGUAGCUUAUAACGUCAAAUUGACACCUAGAACUUUCGUUUGUUUGACCAUUGGUUCCAGAGGCGACGUUCAGCCGUACAUCGCGUUGGGUCUGAGACUAAUCCAGGACGGGCAUAAAGUAGUGAUUGUGACGCACCGAGCACAAGUACUGCUUGAUGCGUGGAAUGGAUGUCACGACGCGGACGUUUUGAUCGAAAGUCCAUCCACGAUGGCGGGAAUACACAUCGCCGAGGGAUUGAAGAUCCCUUACUUUCGAGCAUUCACCAUGCCAUGGACAAGAACGUCGGCGUACCCCCAUGCGUUUAUGGUUCCUGCUUUCGAAAUGGGGCCGAGUUUUAACUAUUCCACCUAUGUUUUAUUCGACAACAUCAUCUGGAAAGCGACGGCAGGGCAGAUCAAUCGAUGGAGGAAGAAGCAUCUGGGUUUAAAGUCAACUGAUAUGUCGACUCUUUCCGUCAGUAAAGUACCAUUUUUAUACAAUUUCAGCUCGGCGGUCGUGCCCAAACCGCUCGAUUGGCAUGACGAUAUUACCAUUACCGGAUACUGGAACUUGGAAGAUAGUGAUACGGAUUGGUCUCCCCCUGCUGACCUGGAAGAUUUCAUGGCAAAGGCCAAGGAGGAUGGCAAGGCCUUGGUGUAUAUUCCGAUGUACGAGCGAUCAUCGCAAAAGGGUGGUCGUCCCGAGGAGGAGACCCAGGGAAAGAGGGUGAAGAAAUCAAAUUCCCUCCCAGUUGCUUUGGAGUGGACAAGAUACCUCACGGUUGGCUGUUCCCGAAAAGUCUCGUCAUUGCGUUCCGAAGAAGUAGCCAACGCGCUUAUCAAAGCGACAACGGAUACCGUCAUGAUAGAGAAAGCAGCGAUGAUAGGGCAGAAGAUUAGAUCGGAGAACGGCGUUGAUCAAGCACUUCAAGCGAUUCAACAUAACGUAAUUAGAGCAGGGUUAGACAGGCGACAGCUCAAAUGGGCUUCAUAA